AUGUAUAGGGGGCACAGGGAAGGGUCUCACCGAGCGUGUCCCCGCAGCAUCGACGAGGACGAGAACCGGUACCCGCGCAAGUUGGCCUUCGCCGAGUGCCUGUGCAGCGGCUGCGUGGAUGUCAAGACCGGCCGGGAGACGACGUCGCUCAACUCUGUGACCAUCCACCAGACCAUGAUGGUGCUGCGGCGCAAGCCCUGCCCACACCCCACCGGGCUGGGCCUCGUCACCUUCGAGGUGGAUUAUAUCAAGGUGCCCGUGGGCUGCACCUGCGUCCUGCCCCGCACCAGGCGCUGACCCUCCCCUGCUCCCGUGGAGCCCCCGUAGUGUGACCGUGUCACCGCAUCCCCCUCACCCGUGCUUGUUUUAGAGCACCCACCCACAGCCAGGGCAUCCUCCCAGCCCCUCACCGCAUUAUUUAUGAGUUAUUUAUAAGCCUUGCAGCCAGGGGGCUUUUUUUACCCCGUAUUUAUUGCUGACUCCCCUGGCUGCAGCUGUGACUCCGGGUCCAGCAUCGCCCCACAGUGCUCGAGACCCC
This is a messenger RNA of Manacus vitellinus (golden-collared manakin), 538 nucleotides long. RefSeq names its product interleukin 17C (gene IL17C). The record is from RefSeq and is a predicted model, not a curated record. The transcript has 2 exons. Gene Ontology annotation, molecular function: cytokine activity. Lineage: Eukaryota; Metazoa; Chordata; Aves; Passeriformes; Pipridae. The coding region runs from base 1 to 297 and encodes 98 amino acids. Gene Ontology annotation, cellular component: extracellular region.